This is a messenger RNA of Elgaria multicarinata webbii, 738 nucleotides long. RefSeq names its product MIS12 kinetochore complex component (gene MIS12). Gene Ontology annotation, cellular component: chromosome, centromeric region; nucleus; MIS12/MIND type complex. Gene Ontology annotation, biological process: mitotic sister chromatid segregation; kinetochore assembly; mitotic cell cycle. Lineage: Eukaryota; Metazoa; Chordata; Lepidosauria; Squamata; Anguidae. The transcript has 2 exons. The record is from RefSeq and is a predicted model, not a curated record. The coding region runs from base 79 to 717 and encodes 212 amino acids.
GAUUCGAGGCUGGUGGCGCGUUGGGGGAGCUGAAGGUCGCGAGUUCGAAUCCUGACCAGGAAGGAAAGCAGGCUCGAGAUGAGCAGCUCACGCUUCAACACGCCGGUAGAUACAGUGGUGUACGAAACCCAGUUCUUCGGCUUCACCCCUCAGACGUUCAUGCUGCGGAUCUAUUUCGCUUUCCAAGACCAUCUCUCCCACAUCAUUCUGGUGGCGGAGGAGGCGAUCCUGAACAAAAUGAAGACCGCGGGCUCUCGCAUGCCGCCUUCCAUGAUCCGGAAAAGUACCGAGCAAUUCUUUUCUUUCAUGAGGGAGCGUUUCGAGAAGCUGUUCGCCAAGAUGGAAGAAACGCUCCUGAAGACGGUGUUGAGCGUCCCCAAGAACGUUUUGCUUCCGGAAGACAAAGCCCAAGAGGAAUUCCGCUACACGGCUGAACGGUUUCAGGAACUGCAGGAAGAGAUCAGCCGCUUGGAGCAACAGGUGAAGGCCGAAACGCAGGCAGAGCAGGCGCUUCGAGCGGAACUGGAAGAGCAAAAGGUGGUCCAGGACCACCUCGAAGGCAUCCUUCAGUGGUUUGACGGCCUGGACGGCGUAGGGAGGGAAGAGGGAACAGGGAAUCUUAAAGAAAGCUUUGCCGCCUUGACCAAAACAGCCGUCAAACUGCAGGACGUAGUGGGGGAGGUGGGCGAGAAAAUGAAAUGGGUGGAGAAGCAGUGAUGGUGUAAAAGCAGCGAAAUA